AUGGACUAUAAAGACAAUUAUGGCAAGUAUAACAGGGCCCAAUCUAGUGGUGCCAAUUCGGAAUCGAUAUCAGGCGCAGAACUGGCUUCUCCACCUCCUGCGAGCACUAAUCUAUCCAAGCAACAAUCAUUGAAUAUCCCAAAUAUGAAUUCCAAACUGGACAACCCGGACAAGUUUUUGCUGAGAUCUUUGGAUAUCAAGAAGCAAUUGUCUCUGUCCUUUCAAGGCUCGUCGCUGCAUGGAAUAAGUGGGGGUAUCAAUAAACCACAAUCUCGGAAGAACUCCACAUUUGCAGUGAAGUCGAAUGACGGGAGUGAAGAUGACGAAGACGAAUAUUAUUACAAUGGUAAUAACAAUCUGAACAACCAGAGCAAUUCUGAGGGCAACCUCAGUAGGAAAAAGAGUGGGACCAGUGGGUCUGGUAACGGGAGUAACGCUAACAACAAUAACUCCAAUUCUGACGAUGAAGACGACCUGGGCCACGAAAGGAAGAGAAGAGACAAUAUUAAUGACAAAAUCCAAGAACUUUUGACAUUGGUGCCCACGGAAUUCUUCCAGGAGCAGCCAACGACAAACAGUGCCCUGGCUCAACCCAAUGCUCAAAGUGGUCAGCUGGAACAUGAUGCUGCCAUUGCUGCUGCAAUGAAGAACUCUGGUACUAAAGAUGGAAAACCCAAUAAGGGACAAAUCUUGACAAAAUCUGUGGAGUAUAUUCAAUAUCUUCAGAAGGUGAUAGAUGAGAACAACCGAAAAGAGGUUGAGUUGAUUAUGAAGUUGAAGAAUCUUGAGUUAAAGAGGGACAAUAACCAGCUGAACGUCCCUAUAAAUGUGGGGCACACUAGUGCAGAAGUAGCUUUAGGCAAAAUUGGAGUGGGACCUCUUUCUGAUGACUAUUUCAAGCAAGUGUUGCAGAACAGCUCUAAAAGGGGUUCCAACAUGAGCCCUUAA
Messenger RNA from Dujonia railenensis, 948 nucleotides. The record is from the annotation of a GenBank genome assembly. Lineage: Eukaryota; Fungi; Ascomycota; Pichiomycetes; Serinales; Debaryomycetaceae.